Eupeodes corollae is the source of this 2048-nucleotide messenger RNA. RefSeq names its product inosine-5'-monophosphate dehydrogenase (gene ras). The transcript is spliced from 5 exons. Bases 202 to 1755 code for a protein of 517 amino acids. Gene Ontology annotation, cellular component: cytoplasm. Gene Ontology annotation, biological process: GTP biosynthetic process. NCBI's taxonomy places the organism in Eukaryota, Metazoa, Arthropoda, Insecta, Diptera, Syrphidae. Gene Ontology annotation, molecular function: IMP dehydrogenase activity. The record is from RefSeq and is a predicted model, not a curated record.
UUAUCAUUCUUAAACUUGAUGGUGAAACAGCAAGGCAAGGCACAACUUCUAAUCGCUAUUGCCACGAGGAAUUUGUCAAAAGAACCGCACGUUUUGUUGAUAUUUGUCCUACAUAUUCUUAAUUUACAAAUUAAUAGUUAUUUAAUUUUUUGAAAUAACAAGACCGUUUUAGUUGUUUAUAUUUCUGGAUAAAUAUAAAUCAUGUCUGAAAAAUCGAAUUGCCAUGAUUCUAAGGAGAAGGAGGAUUUAAAGGAUGGGUUAUCUUGUGAAACUCUGUUUGCCCAAAGUGAAGGUUUAACUUAUAAUGACUUUCUCAUCCUCCCAGGGUAUAUUGAUUUCACCGCCGAAGAGGUGGAUAUCAGUUCUCCAUUGACGAAGUUAAUUAAGUUAAGGUCUCCUUUAGUGUCAUCGCCGAUGGACACUGUUACAGAAUCUGAUAUGGCAAUAGCCAUGGCUCUUUGUGGUGGAAUUGGAAUUCUUCAUAACAAUUGCACCCCGGAAUACCAAGCCAAUGAGGUGCAUAAAGUAAAAAAAUACAAACACGGUUUUAUUCGUGAUCCCUCAGUGAUGUCACCGGAGAAUACAGUUGAAGAUGUUCUAGAGGCACGUCGCAAAAACGGUUUCACUGGAUAUCCAAUAACAGCCAAUGGCAAAUUGGGUGGUAAAUUGCUUGGCAUUGUUACAUCUCGCGACAUCGAUUUUCGUGAAGAUCAACCCCAUUUAAAAUUGGGUACAAUAAUGACAACUGAUUUGAUAACUGCACCAAAUGGUAUAACUUUACAUACAGCCAAUGCCAUCUUAGAGAAAAGUAAAAAAGGCAAGCUGCCAAUUGUAAAUGAAAAUGGUGAAUUAGUUGCAUUGAUUGCUAGAACCGAUUUAAAGAAAGCGCGCAGCUAUCCAAACGCAUCGAAAGAUAGCAAUAAACAAUUGCUAGUUGGGGCGGCUAUUGGAACUAGGCCUGAGGAUAGGGAACGUUUGAAAUUGCUCGUUUCGAGUGGAGUCGAUGUGAUUGUACUUGAUUCUUCACAAGGAAAUUCAAUCUAUCAGAUAAAUAUGAUUAAAUAUAUAAAAGAAACCUACAAUGAUUUGCAAGUAAUUGCUGGAAAUGUUGUAACCAGAGCCCAAGCGAAAAAUCUUAUUGAAGCAGGUGCCGAUGGUUUGCGUGUCGGAAUGGGAAGCGGUUCGAUUUGUAUAACCCAAGAGGUAAUGGCCUGCGGUUGUCCACAAGCAACAGCCGUCUACCAAGUUUCUACAUAUGCCAAACAAUUUGGUGUUCCAGUCAUAGCUGAUGGUGGCAUUCAAUCAAUUGGUCAUAUAGUAAAAGCCAUUGCAUUAGGAGCAUCAGCUGUUAUGAUGGGAUCAUUACUAGCCGGUACUUCAGAAGCUCCAGGUGAAUAUUUCUUCUCUGAUGGUGUUCGUCUAAAGAAGUACCGCGGUAUGGGCAGUCUCGAGGCAAUGGAAAGACGAGAUGCUAAAGGUGCAGCAAUGUCACGGUAUUACCAUAAUGAAAUGGACAAAAUGAAAGUAGCUCAGGGUGUCAGUGGUAGUAUUGUUGAUAAGGGAUCUGUCUUACGUUAUAUCCCGUAUUUAGAAUGUGGUCUUCAACACAGUUGCCAAGAUAUUGGCGCACGAUCAAUUACUGAGUUAAGAAGCAUGAUUUACAGUGGUGAACUUCGUUUUAUGAAACGUACUCAUUCCGCCCAAAUUGAAGGCAAUGUCCAUGGAUUAUUCUCAUAUGAAAAAAGGCUUUUCUAGCAAAAAGUUAUAAGUGUUGUACCGUUGAAAAAUAGCAUUGAAGGUGAAUUAACUAAUGCAACAAGAAACUAUAAAAGGAUCAGUACAACCAAUAACGAAAACAAUAAACAAAGAAAACAAAUAACGAGACAAGCCAGCGAAAGAAGAUGCAACUAACACCCACUUGCCGACUGAUAGUUUCUUCCAAAAUUUACUUUUAAACUCAAAAGUAUUUAAUAAUGAAAACAAAAAAAAAAGUUAUGUAUUAUGACUCCAUGCAACUCAUUUAAUAAAACUAUUGAUUUUUUAGUUAA